Molecule: messenger RNA, 2087 nt
Organism: Myzus persicae (green peach aphid)
Lineage: Eukaryota; Metazoa; Arthropoda; Insecta; Hemiptera; Aphididae
Product: ESF1 homolog
Exons: 9
Coding region: 168-2066 (632 amino acids)
Biological process (GO): rRNA processing
Cellular component (GO): nucleus
Molecular function (GO): RNA binding
Source: RefSeq, a predicted model, not a curated record
UAAAAAUGAUAACAUGUCUAAUAAUCAAGAAAUAUCUUACUUCGUAUAAUAAAGUACAAUUAUUUAUUUAAAUUGUUCUUAAAUCAAAAAUUCAAACAAAAUAAAAUUCAUACAGAAAUUUUGUUUGAUUUAAUAUAAUAUAUAGCCAUAUAGAUACAAUACUCAUCAUGGAUAAACGAUUCUCUAAAAUUGGCGAUGAUCCAAAGUUUAGGCGUGUGCCUAAAGCUGAUCGAAAAGUUAAGAUUGACAAACGUUUUCAAUCAAUAUUUAAUGACAAACGAUUUAAAGUUAAAUAUACUAUUGAUAAAAGAGGAAAACCCCUACGUGGUUCUACAACUGAUGACUUUAAAAAGUUUUAUCAUAUGUCCGAUGAUGAAAAAGAAGACACGGAUGCUGAACAAAAUUCUAGUGAUGACAUUGCUGAAGAAUCUGAGUCAGAAGAGCAGACAUUAGUUGAAGAGGAUGAUGAUGAUGAUGAUGUAAAGAGUAACAUAAUCAGUAAAACUAUCAAAGAUCGCUUAAAAGAUAAAACAGUAGACUAUGCUAGGGGCGAUGGUGAAUUGAUGUCUGACAGCUCAUCAGAUGACGAUACAUCUGAUGAAGAAAAAGAAGAAAACGUUGAACAUUGUUGGGGAGAAUUAGACAAAGACGCUGAUAAUGUAGAGGAAGCCACAUCUAGGUUAGCCUUGUGUAAUAUGGAUUGGGACAGAAUUCAGGCAGCUGACUUGAUGAUUCUAUUUAAUUCAUUUUUACCUAGUGAUGGUUACAUCAAAUCUGUAACUAUUUAUCCAUCUGAUUUUGGUUUAAAACGAAUGCAAGAAGAGGAACUUAAAGGGCCUCCUGAACUAAUUUCUAAUAACCCUAAGGAAAUUGGUUCAUCCGAUGAUAGUGAUCAAGAAGAAGAAGAAGGUGGUAAAUUUCACAUGGAAAAACUACGUAAAUAUCAACUAGCAAGACUUAAAUAUUACUAUGCUAUUAUUGUGUGCGAUUCUCCUGGAACUGCUGGUAAAUUAUAUACAGACUGUGAUGGUAUAGAAUAUGAAAGCAGUGCCACACGUUUAGAUUUACGAUUUGUACCAGAUGAUACUGAAUUUGAUCAAGAACCAAAAGAGGUCUGUGAUAAACUACCAGAUUUAACUAAGUACAAACCUCAUCUAUUUACUACUACCGCUUUACAACAAGCGAAAGUGAAUCUUACAUGGGAUGAGACAGAUCCGAGACGUAGUGAAUUAGUAAAUAAGCUUAAGACAAACCCGAAAAGUGAAAUUAAUGAUAGCGAUUUACAGAAUUAUGUAGCUUUUAGUUCAGAAGAUGAAGACAGUGAUGACGAAAGUAACAAAUUUGUUGAGGAAAAUAAUGAAGAUGGUGGUUCUAAAAAAAACCCCAUUGAUAAAUACAAAGAACUAUUACAAAAUAUACAAGAUGAAGAAGAAAAAAAGGCUAGUAAAGAUUCAGAAUUAGAAAUUUCAUGGGGUAUUGGCUUACAAGAAAAAGUGCAAAAAUCAGUUGAUGAAAAAUCUAAGAAAAAUAUGACACCAUUCCAGAAAAUGAUGGAAAAAAAGAAAGAGAGAAUGAAAGAAAAACAAAAACUAAGAAAAGAAACAAAUGAAACUAAAGAUAACGAAAUAGAUUCAGAGAAUGAAAACAAACAAAUCAAACAACAAGCAGAAUUAGAGUUGUUAUUAAUGGACGAAGAACCUAGUGAAAAACAACACUUUAAUAUGAAAAAAAUACAAGAAGAAGAAACUAAAAGCUCGAAAAAAAAGAAUAAAAAGAAAAAUUUAAAUGAGAAAUCUGUUAAUGAUGCUUUCUCUGUUGAUGUAAAAGAUGAUCGAUUUUCUGCAUUAUAUACAUCACAUCUAUUUAACAUUGACCCUGCUGAUCCAAAAUUCAAAAGGACAAAAGGCAUGGAAGAAUUUAUUUCUGAAAAGGCAACAAGGAGGCAGCAGUACGAUAUGGAAAAAGUUGAUAUUCCUCCAAAAAAGAAGUCCAAACAAUCAAUUAUUAAUCCAGAACUAUCUAAUCUUGUAAAAUCCAUCAAAAGUAAAACUAAACAUAAUAAAUAAGUGUAAAGUAAAAUACAGGUG